Oppia nitens is the source of this 657-nucleotide messenger RNA. RefSeq names its product adrenodoxin-like protein 2, mitochondrial (gene Fdx2). The transcript is spliced from 4 exons. The coding region runs from base 45 to 620 and encodes 191 amino acids. Gene Ontology annotation, molecular function: 2 iron, 2 sulfur cluster binding. Gene Ontology annotation, cellular component: mitochondrion. Gene Ontology annotation, biological process: positive regulation of oxidoreductase activity; P450-containing electron transport chain. NCBI's taxonomy places the organism in Eukaryota, Metazoa, Arthropoda, Arachnida, Sarcoptiformes, Oppiidae. The record is from RefSeq and is a predicted model, not a curated record.
AACAACAAACACAUGACUUGAAGGCAAAAGACAUUUAAAAAAAUAUGAAUUGUUUUGCAAACAAUCGUCUGAUAAGAUCUGGUCUUACAUUAGUCUACAGACAUGUCUGCAAACAUUAUCAUCAGAUGAAGACAUCAAAUGUAAGCCAUUGUCGGUAUUUGUGUCAACAAAAUCAACGAUUUAUUACAUUAAAUAGUAAUAAUAAUGACAAAAAUGAGACAAUUAUUGAAAGAAAUAGUAAAACAAAGAAAUUGUCGGACAAUAGCAAAGCUGAGGAAAAGAUUCAAAUAAUAUUUUUCACAAAUGAUGGCAAAAGAGUUACCGGUUUUGGCAAACAAAACGAUAGUCUUUUAGAUGUAAUCAUCAAUAAUGACAUUGAUUUGGAUGGCUUUGGCGCGUGUGAGGGCACACUCGCCUGUUCAACGUGUCAUCUGAUCUUCAAUAAGGAUGACUUCUCAAGAAUUGCCAAUAAGGCGACCGAUGAAGAGCUCGAUAUGUUAGACUUGGCUUAUGAUUUGACCGAUACAUCCCGAUUGGGAUGUCAGGUCCAGUUAAAGGAGUGGAUGAAUGGUAUUGAAGUGAAAGUGCCGGCCAGUGUUAAUGAUGUCCGAUCAUCUUAGCAAUAAUAAUAUUAUUAUUAUUAUUAUCAUUUUUACA